AUUGGACUCACUUGCUUCAGUUUCCCCUCCCCUUGGCUUUUUUUUUCCCGUUCGUCGGCGUCAAAGUGAUUUCCGGAUCCCGGAUCUCGUUGAAUGGUCCCCGAGAAAAUUUAAUUAAACUACUUUAGUCAACCAGGGAGAGACAUUAAAAGGAUGAGCUUGUAUAUAAAUCUUAGGACUGUUGUGGUUACAAUAUUGUUCUACAGCUCUACACUGCUAACGUAUAUAACAUGUACAGAGACAAACCUCCAGCCGAACAUUGUAUUAAUUAUGGCUGAUGAUCUUGGCAUUGGGGACAUUGGCUGUUACGGAAAUAAUACUAUGAGAACUCCCAAUAUUGAUAAUCUGGCAAAGGAUGGUGUGAUGCUGACCCAUCAUAUAGCUGCAGCUCCACUGUGUACACCCAGCAGGGCAGCCUUUAUGACGGGCAGAUACCCUAUUCGCUCAGGUAUGGACAAUGGUUACAGCGUGCGCGUGCUUGUGUUCACUGGCAGCUCUGGGGGUCUUCCUGAGAAUGAGACGACCUUUGCAGCACUAUUGCAAAAACAAGGAUAUGCCACUGGCAUUAUAGGAAAAUGGCAUCUUGGAGUAAAUUGUGAAUCCCGCAAUGAUCAUUGUCAUCAUCCACUCAACCAUGGGUUUGAUUUCUUCUACGGAACACCUCUCACAAACAUCCAUGAUUGCAAGCCAGGAGAAGGAAGUGCCAUUUUAACUAACUUCCAAGGUCGACUACGCCUGAUCAAUAACACCCUGAUGGUGGGACUGUUGAUACUGUUUGUUAUGAAAUGGACUGGCUUUACCAAUCUUGGUUGGGGGAUAAUUGUAUGGCUCACAGUUUUAUGCUCCCUCUUCUUUGGGGCCUGGUACUGUGUUUUCGGUUUCAUGAGGGUCUGGAACUGCCUGAUCAUGAGGAACCAUGAUGUUGUUCAGCAGCCAUCAAAUGGAGAAACCCUGCCUACCAGAAUGGUUGAGGAAGCCCUGGCAUUUAUUGAAAGAAACCAGAGGAAACCAUUUCUCCUCCUUAUGUCAUUCCUACAUGUCCACACUCCUUUCUUUACAACCAAGGCAUUUAUUGGAAAGAGUAAACAUGGUGCUUAUGGAGACAAUGUGGAGGAAAUGGAUUGGCAUGUUGGCCAGAUUGUAAAUGCCAUCGAAAAGGCUGGUCUAGCAAAUAAAACCUUUAUAUAUUUCACCUCGGAUCAUGGAGGCAGCUUGGACUCAGUCGGAUCAAAUGGAGAGCACGACGGAGGCUGGAAUGGAAUAUACAGAGGUAAAAAGGGAUUUGCUGGUUGGGAAGGAGGUAUCCGUGUUCCUGGGAUAUUUAGGUGGCCAGGUCUAUUGCCUUCCAACGAGAAAAUUGAUGUACCUACCAGCCUUAUGGACAUUUAUCCAACUGUUGUCAGCUUAGCUGGUGCAUCACUGCCGCAGGAUAGGGUAAUAGAUGGACAAGACUUGAUGCCGUUGUUGAAGGGGGAUGUACAGCGUUCGGAACACGAGUUUCUCUUUCAUUACUGUGGAGCUGCUUUGAAUGCAGUACGAUGGCAUCCAAAAGGCAGUGACACUGUUUGGAAAGCUCAUUUUUUCACUCCUAAAUUGGAGGUUGGUCCUUGUUACCGGAGUGAAAUCUGUGGGUGUCACGGACAAUAUGUAAUCAAUCAUGACCCACCUUUACUCUUUGAACUCUCAAAGGACCCCUCAGAACUGAAUCCUUUAUCACCUGAUACAGAGCCACUUUUCCAUGAGAUCCAAAACCAGAUUCAGAUAGGGGUGGAAAAACAUCGAAAGACUUUGACUUCAGUCCCUUUCCAACUUGCUUGGAAUAAUGUUUUGUGGAAACCUUGGCUCCAGCCCUGCUGUGGUACAUUCCCAUUCUGUUGGUGUGAUAAAGACUCUAAUGUUUCAAUUACAAUGCGAGAUCCCAGCCAAUAGCAAUUCAGACUUAUUGUCUGUGCUACAUUGUUAUUUUGUUUUAGAAAUGGGGACUGUGACACUCUGAGUUGAUCUUUGCCUGGAAAAUACUAGAUGUCAUAUCCUUUUGUGUAGUCAAACAGCCUUUAAUCUCUAAAAUCUCCCUGCUUAAUCCUUCUAAAAGCCAUUCAUUACUCUUGAUUUUGGUAUGGAAAAGAAGGAAAGGGAUUCCUGACAACCAGGAACACAAGCAUUCUGCUGCAUGCACAUUCUACCUUAGAUCAUAUGUCCUUAAUGCCUUGUCAACUGAUGGUUUUCUGUAGUGCUUUAGUGCUCUAAUCAAUAGAGGUGAUUAGUUGAAUGUUACAAAUGACAUUUUUCCUUUAAUAUAGUUUGUGCUCAUCCUGGUUUUGACAUACUUUGUGUGGAGUUGAGAGAUAUUAGGUUAGGUUUCCAAUCCUUCAAUUAUAAAGUUUAAAAGUAUGUAUAGUAAAAUUUAGAUGUUACAUCUGCAUCCUCCAGUUUGUUGAAUUCUCCAUCACUUCAACAAAUGAGUGUUCAACAAAAAAAUAAAAAAAGUCAAUUUAUGGCCAGCAUUGAUGUUGACAAACAUGACAUUCAGCCAAGCCUAUGCAACUCUCAAACAUUUUGUCUCUGUUCUCCUCAAAUUAAAAUUGUUUAGUGAGGUAUUGUACUCUGUUUGAUUAUCUAUGUCAUUUGACAUUAGAGUGAGAUUUGCCCUGUUUACUGUCUUUGUAUUGAACUUAGAACUAGAUCUGUAAUCAAUGACACCUUAUUGCCUUUAAAAAUCAGAUUGAACUUUUUGAUCUGUGCCCACCACAUUGUAUUCAAUUGGUUUUGUGAUGAAGUUCAAACUAUUUUCCUGAAGGGAUGCUAACUGUAGUAGUAGAUAGAUCUUGAUCACCUAGAGCCAUACAGCACAGAAACAGACCAGGUCCAACCAGUCCAUGCCAACCAUGAUCCCAAAAUAAACCAGUCCCACCUGCCAACUCCUGGCCCAUAGCCCUCCAAAACUUUGCUAUUCAUUAACUUAUCCAAAUGUCUCUUAAACAUUGCAAUUGUACCCACAUCCACCACUUCCUCUGGAAGUUCAUUCCACACAUGAACCACCCUCUGUGUAAAAUAAAAGUUACCCUUUAUGUUUUAUUUUAAAUCUCUUUCUUCUCACCCUAAAAAUACAGGAAUGUGGAGUUGAAGGUAAAAUCAGAUCAGGUUGAUCUUAUUGAAUGGCAUAGCACGCUUGAAGGGCUGAGUGGCCUACUCUUACUCCUGGUUUGCACAUUUGUAUGUUCUUUUAAAUGUUGAUUUUGGGUUGGCAUAAUCUCUGUACCAUUUUCUGAUGUUUGGAUGAAUAGAGCACCCAUUCACAAUCCUGCUCACUUAAAAGUUGCAUUUGCCAGCUCUCGUUAGUGAGAAUUAAGGUGUUGAGGUAAAACGAGUACUUUCAAGCAAUUCUUACUACUUUUUGAUGGACUAGAAUUCACACGAGCCUGUGGACCCAAACUCCCCUUUUUCUGCCAUCCUUACCAUUGUCAGUUCCACUGAAAAUGCCUCCCCCAGCCUCUUUCUGAGAUGGUUGGAAUAGGAGGACCGUGAGAUGGUGCCAAGCAUGUGAUAGCAGCCGACAUGAGGAACGCUCAGUGCCUGCUAAUGGAACCUCCAUUUACAGAAAGAACAGAUGAAAUCUUGCUUUGGCAGAUAGGUUCUGCUAUUCUCAAAGAAUGUCGGGACAGGGAACAAAUUAUGUCCUAAUGAUACACAAUCACCUGAUUCAUCAGCAAGGUUGAAGUAUCUAUUUCGUAUAAAUUCAUCGGUAUGAAAAAAACAGCCAAUGCAUUCAGUUGAUCAAACCCAGGAAGAAUGCCAUCAGUGUGAAUUCCAAGGAUUACAAAUUUCAACUAUUGACAGCAAUUUUUAACACCAGAGAAAAAGGGCGCUGAUUGUUUGGCACUGGGACUGUGAUAUGUUGAUGUGUUUCCAUGGAGAAACAAAAGAGGCUCUCCAGGCUCCUGGGUAAUUGGAGAAAGUCUUUAGUUUGCAGGUGGUGUCAUUGUGACACAGGAGGAGGCCCAGGAUGGACAUGUCACCCAGGGAGUGAAGGGGGAGUUAAAAUAGUUGGUGACUGAAAGGCAUUGUUGUUUGUUGCAAACAGAGCACAGGUGUUCUACAAAGUGGAUCCUGAGUCCACGCUUGGUCUCACUGAUGUAGAGGAGGCCACAUCGGGAGCAGCAGAUGUGUUAGACCAUGUUGACAGUUCUUCAGGUUUACCCCUGUUUAAUGUGGAAGGUUUGUUUUGGGCCAUGAAUGGAGGUGAGGUGGGAGGUGUAGGGGCAGGUGUAGCACUUCCUGCGGUUGCAGGGGAAGGUGCUGGGGGUUGUGGGAUUAAUGGGGAGUGUGGAGCACACGAAGGAGUCAUGGAGAGAGCAGUUCUUACGGCAGAUAGGGGUGGGGAGGGAAAUAUCUCUGUGGUUGUGGAAUCGGAUUGUAGGUGGUGGAAGUGGUGGAGAAUGGCAUGUUGGUUGCAGAGGUUGGUGGGGUGGAAUGUGAGGACAAGGGGGAUUCUGUCUGUUUUUGUUGCGGGGAGGGGAUGUAAGGGCAGAUGUGCAAGAAAUGCAAGAGAUGCGGUUGAGGGCAUUAUCAAUCACCGGAGAGGGGUAAGUUACGGUCCUUGAAAUAGGAGGACAUCUGGGAUGUGCGGGAUUGGAAGGCCCCAUCUUGGGAGCUGACGCGGUGGAGGCAGAGGAAAUGGGAGCAGGGGAUCUCAUUCUUGCAGGUAGGUGGUUGAGAGGAGGUGUCGUCCAGGUAGCUGUUGGAGUCAGUGGGCUUGAAUUAGAUGUCAGUUCUGAGGCAGUCACCAGAGAUGGAGAUGGAGGUGGAGAGUUACGGGAAGGAGAGGGAGAUGGCCCACUUGUCUUCUAUAAGGUCUCCAUAUACUUGUAUUCUAUGGCCCUAUUAUUAGGGAUGGGCAAGAAGUGCUGGCCAACCAGUGACGCCCACAUCCCACAAAUGAAUACAAUAAAAAAGGUUAGGGUACGUCUAUGCUUUGUUAAAAUGAGCUGCCGCAUUCAAUGAUCUGUGAAAAUGUGUACACUGAGGGCCCUGUUCUUUCACACCACCUCUGGAAUUGUACACCCUAUUUUGUAUUGUACUUCAAUGUUCUGGCACCAAAAAUUAUCACCUCUCGUGCCUCUACAUUGAACUUCAUGACUUUUAUUUUUUCACUGCCCCACUUUGUCCUUUUGUACAGUUUAUAAUGCUUUAAAGUUUUGUCAUCACACACUGAUACUUAAGGCCAUAUAUAUCAGGAAAAACAAAAGUCCCACGCCAACACAAGAGAAACCCUGUGACAAGCUCUCAAAUUCUGCCUACAUUCCUGAGUCUAUGGAAUAGCCAGUGCCUACUCAAUUUCCAUUCCAGUUGUUCUUAGUAUCUUUGCGCACAUCUCAUCUAGUUUUGGUGUCUUAAUAACUUUAAGUAUUGACUGAUUCAGCCUUAUCAACAUUAAAGUUCUGAACUAUGUCUUUUUUCAGCAACAAAUUGGCCAACAUCUUCUUUGGCAAAUGCAGGUGUCAUGCAUUCUGUGUCAAUGCAUAAAUCCUCUUUAUGGUUCCCAGUUGGGAUCACUCGUCCCUUUUAUUUAUAUGUUUAGAGAAAACAGAGGGAUUCCUGUCUUUGUUAGCUCCCAGUCACUUCUGUAAUUUUGUUGUCCAGUUCUUCAGUUAGCGUGUCUGCUAAUGAUUUGCACUUUUGAUACUUAAAUACUGCUAAUUAUAUUUAUAAUCAUAAUAAACAAUGGUUAGUUUAAAAACAAAAAUUGCUGGAAAAGCUCAGCAGCAUCUGUGGAGAGAAAAAAGAGUUAACGUUUCAGGCCUUCCUCAGAACUGUUUCUGCUUUUGCUUCUGGAUUGCAGUUUUAAUUGUUGGUUUAAUUCUCUCUACCUUACUAAUUGGUGACUGAGAAGGACUGACAGAAAGCAGAUUUAUAUCUUAAUGUAUCCAAACUGAUGAAUGUAAGACAGGUUGACAAACCAAAUUUAUGCACCAGUAUCAUCAUCUGGUUGAUUAAAGUAAAGCCCCUAACAUUUUAUUUUUCGGAAAUUGAAUAGUGAAGCAGUUAAUAAUUUUUCCAGGGCCUUUGACGAAUAUUCUUGAAAGAGUAUUGAUUCCAGUGUUGUACCAUCAUCUAUUUGAGAAGGAAGACUGACAAUUCGAGUGUGUUUGCAAAUGUUACAUUCAUUACUGUAGUAAGUGUGUUCAGUGCAGUGCAAUCUCUGUGAGCAAAUGGAAACACAAAGUAAGACAAAACAGUUUGUUAAAGCACAUUCCAUAGCCCAGUGACAUUAUCUGACUGAUUGGGCUGGGGGGAGACAGCUUCUGGAAGAUUAGGUUUAGCUGGGAAGCAGAGGUAACCAGGCAGUGAUAAUUACGUCAGGAAGACAAGGAGAUGUUCUCACAGUUAUGAAUGGCCCUGGUACUGACUGGAAAGAUGAGCACUAUAAGUCAUCAUUCUGUUUAAAAUGAUGAUCGAACAAAACUGAGCAUGCUGAUGUAGACAUUUUUGACCACUUGGUGGUGCUAUCACGCAGUAUAUAAUCCCAUUGUGAAGUUUUUUUGCAGAUUUUAUUUAAGAAUGCGUCUUGCAUAUUGAAUUAAAAGAGACAUUUUCUUACUGUUUCGAAUCAGGAUAAAAUGCAAAGCAUUUGUACGCACAACACUUAACAAAAUUAAUAAA
This is a messenger RNA of Stegostoma tigrinum, 6660 nucleotides long. Its product is annotated as arylsulfatase H-like. NCBI's taxonomy places the organism in Eukaryota, Metazoa, Chordata, Chondrichthyes, Orectolobiformes, Stegostomatidae. The record is from RefSeq and is a predicted model, not a curated record. The transcript has 11 exons. Gene Ontology annotation, molecular function: arylsulfatase activity. The coding region runs from base 154 to 1929 and encodes 591 amino acids.